AUGUAUGUCGGAAAGAACAUCCUGACUGCAUGUACCAAGCAAUUUUGGAAUCCUUUGAAAUUUUAUCAGGAUUAUCAGUCAGCUGCAUUUAAGAUCUCGCAAGAAUGGAUGUUUAUACAACUAAUCCUUUCACUCCCAUAUCGUUCCUGA
Molecule: messenger RNA, 150 nt
Organism: Funneliformis caledonium
Lineage: Eukaryota; Fungi; Glomeromycota; Glomeromycetes; Glomerales; Glomeraceae
Source: the annotation of a GenBank genome assembly